AUGCUCCUGGUGCAUCAUUGCUGGGCAACGCGACCAAGCCACUGGAAUGAAAAUCAAUUGUCAACACAGUCUGGUUCCAAGAUUUGGGUCGAUCCCGAGACGCCACAAGAAGUGCAUGCUUGGGAGACGUCUCGCGGCGAUACGUGGGAGCUAGUGAUGAGUGAUGAAUUUAACACUCCUGGGCGAUCAUUUCGACCUGGAGAUGACCACAUGUGGACUUCGAUCGAGAAACCCGACGGCGUCAAUGCAGCGAUGGAGAUUUACGCCCACAAUAAGACUACGACAGCAUGCGAUGAGUCACAUGGUGUGUGCAGCUUUCAGAUCGAAUUGGAAGAGAGUGUGAUUCAGCUUCGGGUGUGGAACGGCUUUCUAAGUACUCCAGGUUUCCAAAAUGUUACUUUCUUCUAUCGCGGUGGCAUGGUCCAGUCUUGGAACAAGUUUUGCAUGCAAGGCGGGUUGGUUGAGAUCCGGGCACAACUCCCAGGAGCGUUGUCCGAGUCUUCUGGCAAUCCUGACAUUAGCUUGGACUCAAGUGGUCGAGCUCAGUCUCUGCGGUACUACCCCGCUUGGCCUGGAAUCUGGAUGAUGGGAAACCUCGGUCGUGCGAUCUUCAGCGGCUCAACGAACAGAAUGUGGCCGUUCUCUUACGAUGCGUGCGACCCUGACACGUUUGAUCCCAAGAAUCAGCGCAUAAGUGCAUGUGAUGCUGACCCUGGGUCUGGCAUGAAUCCGCAUCAAGGCCGUGGUGCGCCUGAGAUAGAUAUCCUCGAAGGUGGGGGUACAAGCGUGUCGAUUUCGAUCCAAGUGGGACCUGGAAUGCCGCCCGAGUUCCGGAUUAUCAAACCGGUCGGUGAAAACGAGCUGUGCGUGUAUUCAAGUUCUUGCCAAACUCCAGGAGCCAACGUUCCGGGAAUGCCAGAGAGUUUGUAUGCCAAAUCGCGUGGACAUGAGUCAUGGUACCAAAGCUUGCGCUAUGCUGCAAACAAUUUCUGUGAGCGAAAUGCAAGUCAACAACAAUCGUUCGCCACGGUGGAUGCCUCUCUGGACGCUGGAAUUGAGGACAAUACAUGCUCGGUCACGACAUGCCCCGCAUCUUAUGACAUUAACUCCGAUUUAGGCUUUAUGAACGACAACAACGAUGAUCGAUGGGGCAUCAACUUGAAUGGGACGUGUUUCUCAGCCAUAAAUUCAUACAUGGGCGAGUUUAUCUGCAGCGCUGGUAACCCGGAUCCGAGAUGUGAACCGUUAGAGGAUGGACAAGAACCGCGGGUGGACGAAUCGUCUUUUGCUUUUCAAAUUGAUGCAUUGUCCGCCAAUUGGCCCGUGCACAUGGCAGCGUAUACAGAGUAUGUCGAGUACCAAGUCGAGUGGGUCCCAGGCCCGGAUGGUUAUGUUCGGUGGAUGCUGGCAGGGAAUCCACUGUAUGAAAUCCCGGCCCAAGCAGUCACGAAUCCUCCGCAAGGAGCGAGUGUUAAGAACCCCGCCAAGGUCAUGAUUGAGGAGCCUUUGUACCUCAUAUUUAACGUAGCGAUGUCGAGCAAGUGGGGUGCGCAACCACCGAAUCCAAAGCUUCCGUGUCGUGGGGAUGGAAUGGACCCGGUUGCCAACCAAAUUUGUGACGCACUUCCGAUGUACUUGAAGAUCGACUACAUUCGGGUGUACCAAGAUGUAUCACCAACUUCUACGAUGAGCUUGGGAUGUGAUCCGGAGACAUACCCGACGCGUCAGUGGAUCUUUGAUCACCGGGAGGAAUACGAAGAUGAAGAGAACAAGCUCGUGGAAGUGCAUGGCAAAGCCUUUUGUCGAACUGAUCUGGAUUGCACCACCCGAACAACACACCGUCACUUAGACAGCAGCGAAGUCCCUGUUGUAUUGACGGGCAGAUGCGUGAAGAAGCGUUGUGUGUGCUUGAGUGAGACGUGGACAGGUCCACGUUGUAUCGUUCCUCGCAACCCGAGCGCUAUCUCCUUCGGCCCUCCAAUCGUGGUGGCAGCAUGUGUUGGCUCGAUUUUGUUCGUGCUUGGAUUCGCCUCUUGCGUCGCUAUUUGCUUUCCACGCAAAGUUGAAGACGAAGCUGUGGAAACCGAGCACAAGGCGAAGAAGAAGCCGCAGCAGCGACCGCAGUAUGAGCUUCUUCGUCGUCAAUCCAGUCGAAACCUGCAUAGCUCUUGGAUGUCUGAGUAA
Messenger RNA from Peronospora matthiolae, 2184 nucleotides. NCBI's taxonomy places the organism in Eukaryota, Oomycota, Peronosporomycetes, Peronosporales, Peronosporaceae. The record is from the annotation of a GenBank genome assembly.